AUGACUUUACCGACUACUGAUGAUUUGUACUCAUGUUAUGAUAAACUAACCGACAGUUCUAUAGAUUUAAAGGAGAGAGAAAAUGCCUACAAAACAGUACUUGUAGGUGUUAAAGGCGAUGAAAAUGCAAAGAGAUUGUCAAGUCAGUUUAUAGCAAGAUUUAGCAAACUUUUCGAGAAUCUACUGGAGGAAAGUUUCAAUUGUUUUCUGGAUUUGUGUGACGAUGACGAUGUUAACGUUCGAAGCCAAGUGGUGCACGAUUUGUUACAGUUUUGUAAACAUGCACGGGUGUUCGUUCCACGUGUUGCUGAUGUUCUCGUUCAAAUGUAUCAAACAGAUGAUAAAAAGGAGCUGAAUGUAAUUUCUCUGGCUUUGUCUCAACUACUUCAUUCGGAGCCGAAAGCGACCUUACUAGGAAUAUUCAAUCGACUUCUUUCAAUGAAUGCAGAAAAUUCUAGAGAAAAUACUCUCAAAUUCCUAUGUGAACGUUUAAAAAGUCUACCAGAUAGUGUACUAACCAGUGAUCUGGAGUCUUUUGUGGUUGAACAAACUAAUCGAGUGCUGCAUGAUGUUUCUGAGGAUGAGUUUCCAAUGUUAAUCUCUUUACUAUCAUCCCUGAAAUGUAUGUCUACACUGACUGGCAGGCAAAAACUAGUCGGUAUGAUCUCUCAACAAGCUUUGCAGGCCGUUCCUACAUUCAAUAUAUUUCCUAAACAGAAAAACGUUAAUGCUCAUGACUUGUACAUUUACAUGUUGGAAAAAUUCCUACCACAAUUUGGUGACUUUGCUGAAGACACUUUCGACGAACGACUUAGCUUACUUCAAUUGACCGCAGAGCUACUGUUUUUCCCAAGUCCAGCACUUGCAUCGAUAAAGUCAGAGGAUAUAACAAAAUAUUUAAACUUUGCUUUUAAUAUACUGUCAAUGUUCUUGCCUAACAUCCCUUCGGAAGAAACAGCUGACAACAUGAAACAGCCUUCUGUAGAAAAGCCAACGUUAAACCAGAUGGGUUUGAAGUUUUCGGAGUUAGAGGCAAGUUUGUUUUUAUGCUGCCAGCUUGGAUGUUAUUAUCCUCAAUAUUUUGGGGGGAAAGCGAAUGAUAAUGAACCUGAGUUAUCUGCUAUCGAAGAUGGAGUCGAUAGAUUACGUAGUGUCAGACCUCGUCUCCAGUACUUAAGUCAGCUAGCACAAGAUUAUGCAACAACAAUAUCUGGUCAGUUGGAUAAGAAUUUACAAUCUGAAGAGAGCAAGCUUCGAAUCAUGGCUCACAGAGAUAUUUUAUGGUCUCGGUUUUAUUCGAAUUGAUGUUCAAAACUAAACAAAAUGUCUGAUUUAAUAGGUAACUCCAAUGUCACAAUUAAGACUACUCAAAUUUAUACUUAUAGCUCAAAUCAACAGCUAUUCGUAUCUUGAGCAGUGACCAGGUAUGUUAAAAAACCAUGUGACGUAAUUGAUAGGGCCCUUAAAGUUUUAUGGUGAUAUAUAUUGUGGCCUAUUUGUCGAGCACAGGUUUAUGUAUUUGACUUCAAGACAAUUUUUACCCUAGGAGUCAUGAUAAUACCAUGCUAGCUACCUUAACUACUAAGCCACAACAGGAGGUGGGAUCAAUAAAUGGAGAAAAAUAGGUAGAAUUUACAGAAAUACAAACAUAAUAUGCUGGGAAUAGUCUCAGCAUUAAAACACUCGAUUUGAUCAGUAGCCAUCUUUAGUAAAUUUUUCAUUUUGUGCCAUCAGCUUUAAAGGCUUGCGUUGCUAUCUACAGCUCAAUAGAUCAUAACUUUGCU
Schistosoma mattheei is the source of this 1784-nucleotide messenger RNA. Lineage: Eukaryota; Metazoa; Platyhelminthes; Trematoda; Strigeidida; Schistosomatidae. The record is from the annotation of a GenBank genome assembly.